Gekko japonicus is the source of this 1218-nucleotide messenger RNA. It is a transcript of the gene IL17D, whose product is annotated as interleukin 17D. Gene Ontology annotation, biological process: inflammatory response. Gene Ontology annotation, cellular component: extracellular region. The transcript is spliced from 2 exons. NCBI's taxonomy places the organism in Eukaryota, Metazoa, Chordata, Lepidosauria, Squamata, Gekkonidae. Bases 1 to 681 code for a protein of 226 amino acids. Gene Ontology annotation, molecular function: cytokine activity. The record is from RefSeq and is a predicted model, not a curated record.
AUGUUGCAGAACGUUGAUGCGCAUGCUCCAAAGCAUCCUUUCUCGCUUCCUUCUCUGCUGUUGCAGGUGUGGGUGCUUGUGGGGACGCUCUUAUGCGGACUGCAUCUCCUGGGGUUAGAGGCUUUCAAGGUGGGCAAACGCCCCAUGCGGACUCGAGCCUGCGCCGACCGGCCUGAGGAGCUCCUCGAACAGCUGUAUGGGAGGCUUACAGCGGGCAUGCUCAGUGCCUUCCACCACACCUUGCAGCUGGAGCCGCUGGAAAAAGAGCACAACAUCACUUGCCCGACGGGAAGCAGGUCAGCUGUGGAUAAGAAGUACCGCCUCCCCAUCAAUCUCAACAGUGUCUCCCCUUGGUCAUACAGAAUUUCCUAUGAUCCCACAAGGUAUCCAAAGUACAUUCCUGAAGCGUACUGUCUGUGUAAAGGCUGCCUUACUGGAGUUUACGGGGAAGAGAAUUUCCACUUUCGAAGCACCCCAGUGUACAUGCCAACGGUAAUCUUGCGCCGCACCACAUCCUGCACCGGAGGCCGCUAUAUUUACACUGAGGAUUAUGUCACUAUCCCCGUGGGCUGCACCUGCAUCCCAGAACACGAAAAAGAAGCAGAUGGUGUCAAUUCCAGUAUAGACAAGCAAGUGGCGAAACUCCCGGUGAAUCAGAAAGACAAGCCAGCAUCAGAAUGAAGAUGACAGGUGAAAACGUGCUGCUGAAGAGGGUUUGUUGUGCGAGACUCUUUUAGCUUCAAAGAAUUAAAGAGCCACUUCACAUGUACGUACUUCUGCAUCACUUGAUGGAUUGCCUCCAUCAGAAAUGACCUGCACGUGUGAAUGCACGGUUACAAAACAAUCAUAGCAAACCAGAACUGUCAGCACCACCUCAAAUGCAGGUGUAGGAUCACAUACUCAGCCUCAAGUCAUGACGCGUGUUGAAAAAUUGUGUGCAGGUGUGUAUGAACCAAUAGUGCUAAAAAAUAGUGCUAAAAAAAACACCCAGAAAUUUAAAUGUUGAAGAUAAAAUGUGCAGGAGCGACAAGGCUGUCUAUUAGUGUUAGAGCAUUAAAGAGACUAGAAAAUUCACCAUGAAAACACAUCACAUGAAGAGAGUCUGGAUGGUGGUUCUGGAGAUAUGGGAAAAUGAGAUUAUGCAGUAGAUAGCUAAUUUUGGACAGGAACGCACAGGAACCGAGUUCCGGCUGGCUUCAGAGUUGGCCACGCCUACUC